CUCGCUAUUCUUGUGCAUCAUCCUCCUGAGAGCGGUGGAAGGUCCAAGCUAUCGGGACAGCCGUCGUGCCGGACAGUGAUCACGUGAAAGUCUGUUUGCACGUUGUGGAAAUAAUUAUCCUGCAGUUCUACUCUUCAGAAGGCAGAUAUAACUUUCACUGAGAUGUUUGGAAAAACGGCGCUUGUAUUCACAACUGUCCUGUGUUUUGUGGCCUUCGGUGAAUCAACGGAUGUUAUUGAAUGCAAAAAUGGUAGGAAUCUCGACAAUAUCAAGUCCAUCACAAUAACCAACUGUGAAGAGCCACCAUGUGAAUUAAAACGUGGUACGAGGGUAGAACUUGUGCAGAAGUUUGUACCAAACGAAGAUGUUGAUAGGCUCACCACAUCUGUCUCCGCAACAAUACUCGGCGUACGUCUACCGUUCAUCGGAGUCGAUGGCAGUGACGCAUGCCAGAAUGUUUACGAUGCGGACGGAAAAGUUGGAUGUCCACUGAAAGCAGGCACUGAGUAUUAUUACAAAAAUGGAUUUCCUGUUCUGGAAAUUUACCCUAAGGUAAAACUGGUUGUUUCCUGGGCACUGUUGGGAAGCAGCAACCCAAUUACAUGCUUCGAAAUUCCAUCGAAAAUCACUAGUUAAAGAUUACAAUUCAUUUGUUACAUACCUCUCCCUCUUUGCUUAAGUACGGUUAUGUUGAUAAAUUAAACAAUAAAACCUUUUUUUACUCUUAAUUCAUGAA
Diachasma alloeum is the source of this 736-nucleotide messenger RNA. It is a transcript of the gene Npc2b, whose product is annotated as ecdysteroid-regulated 16 kDa protein. Gene Ontology annotation, molecular function: sterol binding. The coding region runs from base 163 to 636 and encodes 157 amino acids. The transcript has 3 exons. Lineage: Eukaryota; Metazoa; Arthropoda; Insecta; Hymenoptera; Braconidae. The record is from RefSeq and is a predicted model, not a curated record. Gene Ontology annotation, biological process: intracellular cholesterol transport.